AUGGCCUUCGGAAAGCUCUACGGUUCCCCUGAGAACGGUCGCACCAUUGCCUGCCUCGUCGCGGCUAAGGCCAACGACGUUGAGGUUGAGCUGGUCAAGACUGAGGCUAACUCUGCUGCCUCUUUCAACCAGUCCGCUGAGUACACCAAGCUCAGCCCCCUCGGCAAGAUCCCCGCCUUCGAGGGUGCCAACGGCUACACUCUGUCUGAGGUCGUUGCCAUCGCUGUCUACCUGACCUCCCAGAACGAGAAGACCACCCUCUUGGGCAAGACCAAGCAGGACUAUGCUUCCAUCCUCCGUUGGUUGUCUUUCGCCAACACCGAGCUCGUCCCCCGCUUCGGUGCCUGGUGCCGCCCUCUCUUGGGUCUUGACCCCUACAACAAGAAGAACGUCGAGGAUGCUGCCAAGGCUGCUGUGAAGAACGCUGGCGUUCUUAACACCCACCUCACUGCCAACACCUUCCUUGUUGGCGAGCGCAUCUCCCUGGCUGAUUACUUCACUGCCGCUCUCCUCACCCGUGCCUUCGCUACCGUCCUGGACAAGAAGUACCGUGACGAGAAUGUUGCCAUCACCCGCUGGUACAAGACCAUCGUCAACCAGCCCGCCUUCAAGGCUGUCGUCGAGAACCCCGUCUUCGUUGAGGAGUGCAUCAAGUACACUCCCCCCAAGAAGGAGGAGAAGCCCAAGAAGGAGGCUGCCCCCGCUGCCGCCGCUGAGCCCAAGCCCGCUGAGGAGAAGAAGCCCAAGCACCCCCUUGAGGCUCUUGGUCGCUCCGAGUUCGUCCUUGACGAGUGGAAGCGCCAGUACUCCAACGAGGACACCCGCCCCGUUGCUCUGCCCUGGUUCUGGCAGAACUACAAGCCCGAGGAGUACUCCCUCUGGUCCGUUAACUAUAAGUACAACAACGAGCUGAAGCUUACCUUCAUGGCCAACAACCUGAUCGGUGGUUUCCACGCCCGUCUUGAGGCUUCCCGCAAGUACCUCUUCGGUGCCCAGGCCGUCUACGGUGCCAACUACGACUGCGUCAUCCAGGGUGUCUUCCUGGUCCGCGGCCAGGACUUCAAGCCCGCUUUCGAGGUCGGCCCCGACUGGGAGAGCUACGAGUUCCGCAAGCUCGACCACACCAACGCUGAGGACCGCAAGCUCAUUGAGGACCAGUGGGCUUGGGACACCCCCGUUGUCGUUGAGGGCAAGGAGUACCCCUUCGCUGACGGCCACGUCUUCAAAUAA
Messenger RNA from Aspergillus luchuensis, 1230 nucleotides. Its product is annotated as putative translation elongation factor eEF-1 subunit gamma. Gene Ontology annotation, molecular function: translation elongation factor activity. Gene Ontology annotation, cellular component: cytoplasm; nucleus. The record is from RefSeq and is a predicted model, not a curated record. Gene Ontology annotation, biological process: translational elongation. Bases 1 to 1230 code for a protein of 409 amino acids. Lineage: Eukaryota; Fungi; Ascomycota; Eurotiomycetes; Eurotiales; Aspergillaceae. The transcript has 3 exons.